UUUUCGAAGCACAAUAUUUUCUUACAGGUCGCCACUGGUGUAAGGUCCUCUUAAUCGGCUACCAUGUGGUUCUGGAUCGCAAUUGGAGUGCUCAUUACUGUCACUUUGCUCACCACUUUGAGGAAUGGUGACAAAGACAAGCGUUUGCCGCCUGGUCCGAGUGGCUUGCCGAUACUCGGCUAUCUUCCGUUCAUCAAGGGACCGUAUCACGUUGCUUUCAAACAACUGAGCGAAAAAUAUGGGCCACUUGUAAGGCUCAGGCUCGGAUUCAAGGAUGUGGUUGUGCUUAACGAUCUUCCUUCAAUACGGGAGGCGCUUGCAAAUCCUGACGUGCUCUAUCGCCCCGACAAUUUCAUCUUCAGAGAACUUGGAUACAUUGGUAAGAUCUGUUGCUGGUUUUGGCAAUGGAUAUUAACCCACCGUGCGCAUGUUGAUCUGUUGGCGGAGUUCUUGAAUUUUCUUGAUACAGGCAUCUUAGCAAUGAAUGGAGAGCAAUGGCAAGUGAAUCGGAGAUAUUGCUUUCAUGCAUUACGAAACCUUGGCUUUGUGAGUACACCUAUGGAGAAACAUAUUCAGGCGGAAGUGCUACAUCUGGUCGAUCUUCUCUCCUCCGAAAAGGGAAAGCAUACUAUGGUGGCCCUACAUCUUGGGUCAAGCUUGGCCAACGUGAUUUCGGCACUGAUGUUCGGACAGCGCUUUCACUCUGAAGAACCCGGGGGUCGUUUCCUCGAGCGGCUAUCCACCAAACUCAUGCAUAGCGAAAGCUUCUUCUCAUUCAUGGACUUCUUUCCAGGGAUUCGGGCUUUGCUGGCUACAAUCCCUAAGACAAGAGUUUACACUAUGAAGUGCGUAAUGAAGGAGAUGGCACAGCUUGUGAAGGAUGAAGUAACAAAGCGGGAGGGAAAAUUAAACAAGCACGUCGAUGUGGACUUCAUUGACGGAUACUUAAAGAAGAUUCAAGGAGAAAGCACUGAUCGUCGUUACACUCUGCAAAACCUUCAAGGAAAUGUGGCCAACAUCUAUGGAGCAUCGACAAACCCGGUGCGCAGAACCAUCCUGUGGUGUCUGUACAUCGCAGCCGCAGAUCCGGAUGGUCACCAGGCCACUUUGCAACGUGAAAUCGACGCCAUUGUGGGUCACGAGAGGACGCCGCAAUGGGAAUACCGGCACCGCAUGCCAUUGACAAUGGCUUUCAUACUGGAGACGCUGCGCUGGAAGACUAUCUCACCCAUCAGCGUGCACAGAGUCGCAAAUAGGGACACCAUCCUGAGUGGGUACCACAUUCCCGCUGGUACCUUUGUGGUGCCCAACUUGUGGAGCCUUCACAACGACUCUACUCACUGGCGAAGGCCAGAAAUAUUUGAUCCGGCUCGAUUCCUGAAUGCUGGCGGUACUGAGAUAGAACAGAAGCCACAAGCAUUCCUGCCUUUCAGCCUUGGCAGGCGUGCGUGCCCUGGUGAGACUCUUGCCUUGACGGAAAUAUUUCUGUACGUGACAACUUUGCUUCAGAAGUUCCGAGUGCUUCCGGAAGAAGGCAAGCCCGUGUCGCUCGCAUCUGGCACGGCACCUAGGGCCACUAUCGAUCAUACACAACGACUACAGUUCGUAGCUCGGUGAUCAGCAGCAAUGUCUGCGUACGUCUAGGCACAGAAUACCCCUAUGAAGCUGCUGUCUUUAUCUAGCCAAUAACACGAACAAGGUUAUUAAAAAAAAAUCAAGCUCAAUAAAACAUCACAAAGAAAGAUAUCAACCACGGAAGUAAGAUAGUUAAGGGCUUGUUGGUAACCAUAGAUAAUGAUAACAAUCUGGGUAAUCGCGAGAUAGAAAGACAUAUUCCAACAUAACCCAUCUUCCGACGACUGUCGACGUUAAUGCGAUUAGCACGUAAGCAAUGUUACCACCACACCAUAUUGCCGAGGACAUCCCUAUUGAGACUCUGCAGUGGAGAUUUUCACUGCUUCGGCUAUAUGCGCCUGUUUGCGGGAUCGGCCCUCUUUGCUAUGACACUCGCUCGCAAGGGUCGGCCAUAGCCAUGGUGACAUGCCCACCUGUAUGAUGACGACACAGUGACGACGAUGGAAGGACGCAGAAGAAAUGCCGUAAACGUCCAUGAUGGAACGACGGAGGCGAUGUGACGAGGAUGGCAUGACGACAAUACGAUGAUUAUUCUGAAAUGAAGACAAUGGUAUAGCGACGACAACGUUAUGAUGACAGCAUCAGAACAAUGGGGCGAUGACUGUAUCACGACAUGGCGUGAUACAACCACUGCCAUUUUGGCCUCUUUGGAAUUUUAUAACAAAAUACGCACAUGGUAUAGUUACAUACUUAUUUUCUUAGUUUGCGAGAAAUUUUCCGAAGAUUUGUCAAAAUUAUUGUUCAACUUCAUCGUCUUAGCUAAAACGGCAAAACAAAAAAAAAAACUCCUGCUUUCGAUGUCAGUCAGAGGCAGUCGUUCAAAAACCAGUCUGGCAAUUUUUCAAAAACGUACUGUGGGUGACAUAAAUUUAUCUUCCUGUGGGCCAACAGUAUUAGUGGCGUAGAUUUAUAGAAAAAGAAUUUUGACGGAGUGCAAUGUGGUAGUUUUAGUUUGAUAGGCCCUUGAAUUUGUAAAAUCUGCAAGUCAUUAAAACGCUCUUUUCCACCUUUAGCGAAAUAAUUUUUCUUCUAGAAGCCGUGCUAAAGUUUCACAAAACGAAGAUGGAUUCCUUUCUAGAGAGACAUUUUCUGACCUGACACAAACAUUUUGCUGAACAUUAAUGACAGUCGGUACCUCCUUGGUUUGUCCUUAUCUGAAAACACCCAGCGCACAGUACUUCGGGAUCUAAAAGAGCCCUAUAGCACUGCUGUUGCGAUUUUUAAUGAAUGUUUCCUGAAGCUGUGCGCCAGGCAACUGGUAAGAACUGUUGCCUGCUUUUUUAACUUUAAUAUCGCGACAAGCUUUUCUGAUUGCCUUGCGUUCUGGCGAGGCUGAAAUUGACAGUCGAUUUCAGAUAAUGUUCUACAGCCUGCUUCAAAACAUGACUUCAGUAUCGGCCUCGACUGUUUCAUAAGAUUUCCUCUGUUUAACCUACCCAAAGGUGAGCUUGCGAAGUUUUUAUGAUAACACGCUUUAACGAGAGCCGCAUAAGCUUUUAAAGUUUCAGAGCACACUGUGCAUUUUCGUUACUUCAUAUUUUCACAGUGUUUGGUCUGCUGCCCUGAAAUAGAAGACAACGUGGCACUUGUAGUUGUGCUAACGCGGUUCGCAUUUGCAUAGAUACGAGUGUCAACGAAAUGUGAACGAAGUAUAACAAACAAAUAAAUAAAUAAAUAAAUAAAUAAAUAAAUAAAUAAAUAAAUAAAUAAAUAAAUAAAUAAAUAAAUAAAUAAAUAAGUUAUUUAGCAAUUAAUGGCGUACUAAAAAAAUUGACACGAGGCUGCACCAACUUCGAAAACAUUCUUCAUUAGCAGUCCGGCAUGACGCCACUAAUAUAAAUCCCUAUUCUGUUCUUUGCGCAGUAAAAGCCAUUUGAGCUUAGAAGCUUUCGGAUAUGCCUUGCGCCGUGACAAGCAAGUUCAUGGCCCGUAGUAGACGCCUGAGUCCUAAUAAUGACGCCCCCUUGCGGUGCGCAUUAUCCGCCUUGGUUAAAGCUAUUCAUUUGGAAGUGACGAUUGUAGUGAUCGCCACUCCUAUCCGAAUUUUCUACGAAGGUAACAAGCUGACUCUUCAGUGGAACAUAAAGAGCGUUACUGGCACGUUUCGUUAUGGCAUAACUGCACUCAGAGUCGGCGCAAUUAUAUACGAGCAUAACUUGAAAUAUAACGUGGAUGUAGAAUAAUAAAAGAUACCUUUCACGCGUGCUAGGUUUAGCGCACACGUGAGUCUGAGUUCAAAGCCCUUUGCUCGUAAGAGCUGUUUGUCAUCAGCCGCGAGAUCCUUUGCCAAGUCCCAUAUGACGACAGCAUGGCGCUGGUUCUUAAGAACAGUUGCGUAAAUACUUGUUUGUGAAUAAAUGUUUUGGGGUCUGAACAUGGGGCAGUAACAGAACGCUCUGUCGAAGUUGGUAUCACGCGAUGUAAGAAAAGCUGGAGAACAUGUUAUGAACCAGAGUUACAUUGCCUUAUGUAGCUCACAGCCUUACAUAUCUCACUGAGUUAUUCAGUUUUUUUCCGGAUGCGAUUGAAGAUUGGAAGACACGGAAGUUGGGAAUGCUUUUGGUAUUUGCUAUUACAAAUACACUUUACAUAAAUAAUUUCAAGAAUGUAUUGUGGUACUAAUUCUAUGUGCGUACCACGCUUCUUUUUUGUCCUCCACUUAAGAGACCUCUGUAGAGGCUCGACAGCUGUGAGAAAUAAUAAAAUUGUCA
Molecule: messenger RNA, 4346 nt
Organism: Dermacentor andersoni
Lineage: Eukaryota; Metazoa; Arthropoda; Arachnida; Ixodida; Ixodidae
Product: cytochrome P450 2J2-like
Biological process (GO): xenobiotic metabolic process
Cellular component (GO): intracellular membrane-bounded organelle; cytoplasm
Molecular function (GO): oxidoreductase activity, acting on paired donors, with incorporation or reduction of molecular oxygen, reduced flavin or flavoprotein as one donor, and incorporation of one atom of oxygen; heme binding; iron ion binding
Source: RefSeq, a predicted model, not a curated record